Molecule: messenger RNA, 5218 nt
Organism: Cataglyphis hispanica
Lineage: Eukaryota; Metazoa; Arthropoda; Insecta; Hymenoptera; Formicidae
Product: dual oxidase 2-like
Exons: 26
Coding region: 17-4876 (1619 amino acids)
Biological process (GO): response to oxidative stress
Molecular function (GO): peroxidase activity; heme binding; calcium ion binding
Source: RefSeq, a predicted model, not a curated record
AUAUAUUAUGUAAAACAUGUAUUUAAUAUUUAAUUUAUUCAUUAUCGCAAUUCAUUAUUCAUUAAUUGCUGCACAGACUAUAAUACAACAAUCCUCGCCAGAUCCGAAAUAUUUCAAAAAGCCGGAUAAAAAAUCAGUUGAUAAAACAUUCGGUGAGGACUUAACAGAUUGGUUAUUUACUGGAUGUUGGGGAGAAAAUAAUCAUCAAUCGAGUAGAUGCUUCCAAUAUCACAAUGGAAUCGAAUAUCCCAGUUACGAUGGAUGGUACAAUAACAUUGGAAGACCAGAACUAGGUGCAGUUGACACUCCAUUACUAAGGAGACUGCCAGCCGCUUAUGAAGAUGGAGUAUACAAGCCUUCAGGUUCUAAUAGACCAGAACCAUUAGAAAUAAGUGAGAAGCUGUUAAGCGGAGAAAUUGGAUCAAAAUCAAGAACAGGAAGAAACGCUUUACUUGUAUUUUUCGGUCAGCAAGUGGUGGAGGAAAUUUUAGAUGCUCAGAGGGCGAUGUGUCCACCUGAAUAUAUCAACAUAAAGAUUCCGGAAAAUCAUCGAUAUAGAACUAAACCAGGACAUACGGAAAUGCCAGUUUUACGCACGCGAUACGAUCAUCGCACCGGUCAUUCGCCAAACAAUCCUCGUCAACAGCUAAAUGAAAUUACGCCAUUCUUAGACGGUGGAUUAAUUUACGGUACAUCUAAAGCAUGGUCUGACGUUUUAAGGACAAAUAGCAGUGGAAUAUUGCAGGCGGAUGGUCAACUCGCAUCAUCGUACUUUGGUUUAUAUCCCGAUUAUAAUACUGUCCGAUUACCGAUGGCUAAUCCACCGCCACCUAUUCAUCAUCAUCAAUACAUUUCACGACACUAUAGCGAGAGCGUUACUAGAUAUUUCAAAUUGGGAAAUCCGCGAGGGAAUGAAAAUCCGUUCCUGCUGACUUUUGGUAUAAUAUGGUUCAGAUGGCACAAUUUCGUAGCAUUUCAUAUUAAACGUCACAAUCCAAAUUGGUCAAGCGAUAAGAUUUACAACGAGGCUCGUAAAUGGGUGAUAGCGACCCAGCAGCACAUUGUCGUUAACGAAUGGUUGCCGUCGUGGUUGGGAAAUAGACUUCCUGCAUAUAAGGGUUACAACCCCAAUAUCGAUCCGCAGAUAGAGCAAUUUUUCCAAUCGGCCGCUUUUCGCUUCGGACACACUUUGGUUCCACCAGGUGUAUAUUUGCGCAACUAUGGGAGGAAUAAUUGUUCCUUGGAACCACAUCCAAUUAGAACGUGCAAUAAUUAUUGGAUGUCACAGAAUUCUCUCUAUGCAAAUUUAACAAGAAUAAAGGAUGUCAUUGAUGUAGAGAAAUUAUUAAUGGGAAUGGCUAUUCAAUUAUGCGAAGAGGAGGAUCACAAGAUCGUUGAAGAUUUGCGAGGUAGUUUAUUCGGGCCACUGGAAUUCUCAAGAAGAGACUUAAUGGCACUUAAUAUUCAGAGGGGACGUGAUCACGGAGUACCUGAUUACAACAGCGCUCGUCGUGCGUACGGUCUACCGGAGAUUAAAAAUAUAUCUCAUUUUAACCGCAUAGAUCAAGCGAUUCAAGAUGAAUUUCUCAGACUAUACAAUAACUCGUUCAAUAAUGUGGAUAUCUGGGUAGGUGGAAUAUUAGAAACUGGCGAUGGACCCGGAGAACUAUUUCAAAGUAUUAUCAGUGAUCAAUUUCAACGAAUACGCGACGGUGAUAGGUUUUGGUACCAGAAUUUCAAUAAUAAACUUUUCACUUACGAAGAAGUUCGAAGAUUAGAACAGUUAUCAUUUUAUGAUAUACUGAUGUGUACCACUAAGAUGGACUGGAACGAUAUUCCAAAGAAUCCUUUUAGAGUUCCUGUAGCAGUGGAUGAUAUACAUCCCAAUUGUAUUAAUAAUAAAAUUGUUAAAGAAGGCAACUGCACAACUGGUUCUUGUUUUCAUGCCGAUCAAAUAAAUAAAUAUACAAUCGAAAGUUGCACAGAACCUGGGACUUAUGAUUUUUUUUCCAAUAGCAGUGUAUCCUUCAUUCUUACAUUUUUAGGUGUAUCAAUAUUUUUCUGCGGUAUCAUUACAUUAAUAGUCUUUAAGAUACAAUUUAAGAAUAAAGGACCAAUGCGAGAAAUUGUUAAAAAAAUAGACCAUAGUGAUAAUAUCGACAUUAUACAUACUGCUAGUGAAUGGCAAGAGCCAAAAACUGCACUUAGAUGUGUAAUAUUAAUGCUAAACAUCAGAAAAAAGCAACUGGAAGUGAAAAAUCAAUUGGGACAUUUGAUACGUGCAAUCGACAUUCCAACUAAUAGCAAUGUCAUGAUUUAUUGCGCGUCUGAUAGUCACUAUAUUUUAAUCCGUGUACAUCAUAGUUAUGAUUUAGUAUUGAAGUUUGAUUCCGAUUUUUUGAAAAGCACAUUUAUAAAAGCAUUCGAAAGAUUUAUAUCAGAUAUUGCAACAUCCGGAAAUGUUUGUUCAAUGCAAAUUAUGACUAAUACCACAUAUGCAGCGUUACUCAAGCAAGCAAUAACUAAAAAGCAUCGUCAAAAGAAAUUGGAAAUGUUUUUCCGCGUUGUAUUCGCACAGGCAUUCCAUAUUGCACAUACAGAAGAAGAAAUUCUACAAAUAGAUUCGUCAGUUGCAAGAGAAGUGAUUUAUACCGAGCUAACUAUCAUAGAAUUCGCGGAAGCUCUGAGUAUGAAGCCGGAUGCGGAAUUCGUAAAAAAGAUAUUUAAUUUAGUGGAUAAAGAUAAGAACGGUUUUAUAUCAUUUCGAGAGUUUGUUGACAUGUUGGUGAUAUUUCUAAAGGGCUCUGCAGAAGAAAAAAUGAAGCUAAUGUUUGAUAUGUAUGACAUCAAUGGUAUAGGAAGACUUAAAAGAGAAGAGUUCUCAGCUAUGUUGAGAUCAUUUAUGGAAACUAGCAAUGCCGAUAUAAUGGACGAUGAGUUGGAAGCUCUGGUGCAAUCCAUGAUGUAUCACGCCGAUUUGGCGGACAAGGAAACUAUAAAUUUACAGGAUUUUCAGAAAAUACUAAGCGACUUUAAUGAUAAAUUUAAUUAUGCAGAACUGGAGUUCAAUGUACCUGCGGAUGGAAAAAGCAACAGAAAACUUCACGCAGGUGUGAAAACUGUUAGAUCAACAUUCAUCGGCGAAGUACAAAAGACGGUAGAAAGUCUAUAUGCCGAUCCAAGCGAAUUACAAUAUAGAAUCGAGGGAAAAACGAAAAGUGAACAAAAUGCGAAAGAGAAAAAAAGUAAUAGCGAAAUUAUUGACAAGAACGAGAAAAUUGUCGAAGAACUCAAGAAACAUUCAGACAAUUAUUGGUAUCCUAUAAUGAAAUAUCUCGCUAACAAACGAUUACAAAUAUUCUGGGCGUGUUUAUACACUCUGUUUCUGCUUGGGAUUUUCGCAGAACGAGUAUAUUAUUACUCUAUACAACGAGAACAUUCUGGUUUGAGACGAAUAUUAGGCUAUGGUCUUACUAUAACGAGAGGUGCGGCAUCGGCUAUGAUGUUUGCUUAUUCCACAUUAUUAAUUAUGAUGUGCCAUAACACCAUCACUGUUCUGAGAACUACGGUUUUGCAAUUUUAUAUUCCUUUCGAUUCAGCGAUAGAAAUGCAUAAAUAUAUCGCUUGUUGGGCAUUAGUCUUUACUGUAUUACAUAUAAUUGGACACGGCUUUAAUUUUUAUCAUAUAUCAACGCAAACUGCUGAUGAUCUGACGUGUUUAUUCCGCAAUUAUUUCCACGCAACGCAUGAGCUACCAAAGUUCCAUUAUUGGUGUUGGGGUACAAUAACAGGUGUAACAGGAAUAUUUUUAACUAUUGUAACUGGAUUAAUAUUUGUGUGCUCUUUGUCGAUGGUACGCAAGUCAUUCUAUAAUUGGUUCUCUCUUAUACACUCUUUAUAUCCAGUUUUCUACAUACUGAUGAUCUUACAUGGCAGUGGAAGAUUAGUACAAGAACCAUAUUUUCAUUAUUUCUUCUUGGGACCAGUUAUUUUAUUUAUUCUCGAUAAAGUCGUAACUGUGACUAGAAUAACGAUAGAGAUACCAAUACUCAAAGCAGAAAUUCUGCCAUCAGGUGUAACAUGUAUAAUAUUUCCAAAACCUUUAAAUUUUCAAUAUAAAUCUGGUCAGUGGAUUAGAAUAGCAUGUCCAGCAUUACAGACAAAUGAAUAUCAUCCAUUUACUUUAUCAUCUGCGCCACAUGAAACGACUUUAAGUAUACAUGUACGAGCAGUUGGACCAUGGACUAGGAAUAUUAGAGAGAAAUUAGAAUUGUAUACAAUGUCUAAUAAAACUUUACCAAUGAUUCACAUGGAUGGUCCAUAUGGGGAAGGUCAUCAAGACUGGGAUAAAUAUGAAGUGGCAAUCAUGGUUGGCGGAGGUAUAGGUGUGACACCUUUUGCGUCAAUACUCAAAGACAUUGUUUUUAAAUCAAACUAUAAUUCAUACUUUGGAUGCAAAAAGGUAUAUUUUGUUUGGGUGACAAGAACACAAAAACAAUUUGAAUGGAUGGUCGACAUAUUAAGGGAGCUUGAAAAAGCAGAUAUCAAUAACACAGUAUCAAUUCAUAUUUUUGUUACUCAAUUUUAUCAAAAAUUUGAUCUACGUACGAUACUUUUAUAUAUUUGCGAACGUCAUUUUCAAAAGAUUUCGAACAAAUCUUUAUUUACUGGAUUGAAAGCAGUGACACAUUUCGGACGUCCGAAAUUCUCUCAAUUUUUCCUGUCUAUACAAAAAUUACACCCUACUACAAACAAGAUUGGUGUUUUUAGUUGUGGUACACCAGCUAUGACACAAGCAGUAGCUACAGCUUGUAAAGCGAUUAAUCUAACAGAAAUCAAUGAUACAUUAUUUCAACAUCAUUAUAAAAGUUUUUAAAAGUUUCUUUCUAAAAUAUUUAGUAUAACAUUUUAUUUUUGAUAAAUUUAAUUAUUUCAUAAUAAUCAUAAUUUUAAUAAUUUCUCUUUUUUAUAUUUAUAUUUUCUCUAAUGAGUCAUAUUCUUAUAAGAAAAUUGUAUGGAAAGAUAAAUUCCAUAUUUUGUUAUAUACUUGUAUAAAUGUUAAAAUUACAAAAGAUUAUAAAUAAUUCUGUAAUUCUUAAUUUAAAAAAAAAGUUUUACUGUUGCGUCAUAGUAAAUAUUAAUUAAAUUAAUACUAUUAAUGAUUACAAGUUAUUAAAUUAAUUUACAUAACAUCUUUUAUAAGAGAUCAAAUAUAUAU